AUGACUGACAGAUUUAGCACUCUGAAAACCAGGCUGGUUCAUCAGAACAAGACAUUUGAGCAGGAACAUGAUCUCAAAGACAAGGUGAAGCUUUACCCUCCUGCCAACCUCUCAUUGGUGAUGAGCGAAGCCCCAGAGCUGAAUCUGUCCUGGAACCAUAGCAGGAUACACCACUGCUUUGAGAGUGAAGUGCGCUAUAGAAUAAACAACGACAAGUGGCAGAGUACUUCUCCAAGGCGGGAACAGACUUAUACUGUGCCUUUCCCCUCAAAAAGUCGGUAUGAGUUUCAAGUCAGGACAAGGAUACACGAUGGCUGUGGUGAGUCCAAGUUCUGGAGUGAAUGGAGUCAGAUCAUCUUCUGGGAUUCCAUGAAGGGAAAUAACACUACAGGAGGACAUGAUGUCUUGGCCCACACCUGAGGAGUACCUGG
Molecule: messenger RNA, 431 nt
Organism: Esox lucius (northern pike)
Lineage: Eukaryota; Metazoa; Chordata; Actinopteri; Esociformes; Esocidae
Product: cytokine receptor common subunit gamma-like
Exons: 4
Coding region: 1-420 (139 amino acids)
Biological process (GO): cytokine-mediated signaling pathway
Cellular component (GO): external side of plasma membrane; membrane
Molecular function (GO): cytokine receptor activity; protein binding
Source: RefSeq, a predicted model, not a curated record